Molecule: messenger RNA, 1410 nt
Organism: Juglans regia (Persian walnut)
Lineage: Eukaryota; Viridiplantae; Streptophyta; Magnoliopsida; Fagales; Juglandaceae
Product: chloroplast stem-loop binding protein of 41 kDa b, chloroplastic
Exons: 10
Coding region: 85-1221 (378 amino acids)
Biological process (GO): rRNA processing
Cellular component (GO): cytosol
Molecular function (GO): RNA binding
Source: RefSeq, a predicted model, not a curated record
GUGAUGGGCAUAGUAAACAUCCUUUAAAUUUCAGCCCCAACAGACCGACCCAAAAGACAAAGGGAAGGUGUAUAGAGAGUUGGCAUGGCAAAGUUGGUGGUGCUGCAACAAAAACAACCUUCCUUCUCUCUUCUCCCUGCCUCUCUCUCUGACUUCAAUGGCACCAGACUCCACACUCAAAUUCAGUUGAAAAGAAAGGUAUGGAAGCCGAAAGGAGCAUUACGCAUCUCAGCAUCAAGCACCAAGAAGAUUCUCAUAAUGGGAGGCACCAGAUUUAUUGGUUUGUUUUUGUCACGACUCCUUGUCAAAGAGGGUCAUCAGGUGACUUUGUUUACCAGAGGAAAAGCACCCAUCACUCAACAAUUGCCGGGGGAAUCUGAGAAGGAUUAUACUGAUUUUUCUUCAAAGAUCUUGCAUUUGAAAGGAGACAGGAAGGACUUUGAAUUUGUCAAAGCCAGUCUCUCAGCUGAAGGCUUUGAUGUUGUUUAUGACAUAAAUGGACGAGAGGCAGUUGAAGUUGAACCCAUACUGGAUGCACUACCAAAGCUAGAACAGUAUAUAUACUGUUCUUCAGCCGGUGUCUACCUCAAGUCUGAUUUACUACCCCACUUUGAGACUGAUGCAGUUGAUCCAAAGAGCCGGCACAAGGGAAAGCUUGAGACAGAGAGCUUGCUGGAAUCAAAGGGUGUCAAUUGGACUUCUAUAAGGCCAGUCUACAUCUAUGGACCAUUGAACUAUAACCCUGUUGAAGAGUGGUUUUUCCACCGAUUGAAAGCUGGUCGCCCAAUCCCAGUCCCCAACUCAGGAAUGCAAAUAACACAACUAGGUCAUGUUAAGGACUUGGCAAGAGUUUUUGUUCAGGUUCUGGGCAAUGAAAAGGCCAGCAAGGAAGUCUUCAACAUUUCUGGAGAAAAAUAUGUCACAUUUGAUGGAUUAGCAAGAGCCUGUGCAAAGGCUGCCGGAUUUCCUGAGCCUGAGAUCAUUCACUACAAUCCUAAGGAAUUUGAUUUUGGCAAAAAGAAGUCAUUUCCAUUCCGCGAUCAGCAUUUCUUUGCAUCUGUUGACAAAGCAAAGAGCGUGCUUGGGUGGAAACCUGAAUUUGAUCUAGUGGAAGGCCUUGCGGACUCCUACAACCUAGACUUUGGUCGGGGAACUUUCAGGAAAGAGGCUGAUUUCUCCACAGAUGACUUGAUUCUUGGCAAGAGUCUUGUUCUCACUUAGACCAUUCCUGUCUUUGAUUCCUUUGUAGUGUUUCCUCCUUUCAUCCAACUUUCCACUCAAGUUGAGAAGGAAUAACUGCACAAAUGCCAGGUUUUGUAGUGGCACAAUCCCAUCACUAGUUUCAACUCUUUGUGGUCAUGUACGAGAUAAAAAAUAUAUAUAUAUAUGAAUCUGCAUAAAUUAACUGCA